Molossus molossus (Pallas's mastiff bat) is the source of this 4698-nucleotide messenger RNA. RefSeq names its product coiled-coil domain containing 187 (gene CCDC187). Lineage: Eukaryota; Metazoa; Chordata; Mammalia; Chiroptera; Molossidae. Gene Ontology annotation, biological process: microtubule anchoring. The record is from RefSeq and is a predicted model, not a curated record. Gene Ontology annotation, molecular function: microtubule binding. Gene Ontology annotation, cellular component: centrosome.
AUGUCCACCUGCCCGGGGACAAGGACCCAGCCUCACCCCAAAGGUGGCCAGAGCCACUGCCCCCUCUCCCUGGGCGCCCCGUGGAGAUCAGCUGCCCAGGCCGGCACCGCGCCCAGGGCAGGCAAGCCACAUCCACCGAUAGCCGAGGAUGACCUCAUGGCUGCCCUGAGGUGGCCCAGGCCCUCCAAGCAGCCGGACGCCCCUCAGGGAACACCCUACGUGGUCUGGUCUGACCACCUCCAGAGGCCAGGCCCCCCUGGGCAGACCUGCAGCUGCCCGAUAUGGGCAGCCUGUGAGCAGUCCAAGGACGGGGACAGCUCCGUGUCAUCCGGCCGCCUGUCCGGCUCCUCCGGGGGGCACAAGUCGUGUGCACCUCCCCACAAGCCCUGGAAGGAGAGACCCUCCCAGUGGCUGGGGUCCCCGCGACAGCACAGGAAGAGCAGCCCCCGGCUGGAGCUGCUGAGGGACAGGAUCCGGGCCCAGGCACACGGGCAGGCCAGCUGUGCCUCCCUGGGCACCUCGCUGCCCUCCAGCGCCUCGCACACCCUCGGAGCCUCCGCACCUGCCCCCCAGAGGAAGGUCAGAAGGCUGAAGAAGCCCCCUCCAACCCCAGCCUACCCAGACUCCGGCGACCUGAGUGCGGCUGAGCUUGGAGCUGCAGACAAGGCGAGCGCUGGCCAGGAGUGCGAGCCCUCCGGGGUCUCCCAGCGCCAGGCCUCAGUUCGACGGGAGAAAACCAAAAGCACAAGAAGUCGUUCCUGCAGAAGAGAGAAGGCCCCCACGUGGUCCCCCAGCAGGGCUGCCAAGGACAAGGGAGACACGGAGAAAGAAGCUGCAGAGAGCCCCACCUCCCGUCCCCGGGUGCCCCGUCCAGCCUCUGUCCGCAGUGACCCGCAGGUGUCUGCCAACAUGCCCCACCUGGCUGCCUGCGACCAGAUGGUGACCAUCCACUCUGCCAUGGCCAUCCUUCAAGACCUCCGCCAGCAAAUCCAGACAGGGCUGGAGCUGGCCCAAGACCGCCACCUCCGGGGGGCGCGUGAGUGCCGGCCGGCCGCUCUGUGGCGACAGGAGCUGGCAGGGAGGAGGCGCCAGGGCCUCUGGACUGCGCCGGAUGUGAAGACCCCCCUCUCCAAGAGUCCGCGGGCCCCGACCAAGGGGACGCGCUCCUCCUCAGAGAGAACCGGGAGCUUCCCUGCUGGGCUGCGCUGGAGCACCCUGGGCAGGUGCGAGUCCUAUCCCCAGAGGACCUGGUCAGCCCAAGGACGAGACCCCACCUUCCAGAGGCCUGGGAGCCCCCCUGAAAGGCUGAGCUACUUCCCUCAGCGGCCCUGGAGCGCCUCGGCCGGGCAGAGGGCCUGGGCCAGUUCGGAAGACAGCGAGGCCCCCGCCCCAGCGCCAUGGCACCCUGUGGAUAGCGCCUCCUGCAUUAAGAGGGCUGGCACCCCCUUCAAGGGAAGAGGCUCCCUCCUGCCUCCCUGGGGAGGAAAGAACACCUGGCCCAGGCCCGCCCAGAGCACCCCUCGGAUGGCACCUGGGAAGGAGAAUGAGGCCCGGCUGCCACCGCCCUGCCCAAAGCCCCGGGGGCUCCUGGGCCAGGCUCACAGCCCUGAGUCCUUGCGGCAGGUCAUGCGCCAGAAGGCUCUGGCGCGACGGCAGCAGGCCCUGGAGGAGAAGGCCUCGGCCAUGCGGGCCCUGGGGCUGAUGGACCAGAGGCUGCAGGACGUCUACAGGAGUCAGAGGGAGGCCAUCCUGGCCAAGGCUGUCCCCAGCAAGGCUGUCCCCACCAAAGCCUUCCCCGUGGUCUCCCAGACGACCCCCAGCAUCGUGACCUUCGUUCCGCAUUCAGCGCCGUCCGGAGGCCUCGAAGCGUCUGGGGGCCUAGGGCCGCCCGCGCUGCAGUGGAGUAAGGUGACCUCCGGCAUGGUGCUGGGGGACCAGGAGGCCCCGGGCAGCUUCUGCCUGUGUUUGGACAGAGCUUUGAACCGUGACGAGACUCUGGAGACAGGAGGCCCCCAAGAAGGCUGGGAGGGUGCCCCCCUGCUCCUGUCUGCCAGCUCCUCCCUGGGACCCCUGAAGCUCCAGGACCUGACCCCCCGGCACACGCGCCCGGGGCUGUGCAUCUACCUGGACCCUGAGGAGGCUGAGCGCCUGGGCACGCCGGGCCCGCUGCACUUCCGGUACAAGCAGGCGCGGCUGCAGGCCCUGGAGACCAUGGCAAACAUCCUGAAGCAGAGGAUCGACAUCCUGACCUCCAAGCUGCUCAGGUCCGAGGAAGUGGACACUCUUGAGGACCUGGUCUCGGAACUGCCGCCCCCGCGCCCAAGCACCGUGCCUGCAGCCCCCACCCCUGCAGCGCCAGCCGGCCCCGGGGCCUUGGUGCCCAACAGGAGCAGAGGGGCCCCCUGGGGCAGGGCAGACAUGCCAGCCCGGCCGCUCCUCUCUCCCACCUGCUUCCCAGACGGCGAGAUGCUGCUGUGGGGCCCCCGGGGCCACCCGGCCCGCAAGCCCCGAGGGUCCAUGGAGGAGGUGUGUUCGGAGCUGGGCAAGAGGCUGGCGAGAGACUCGGCUUCCUUCCAGGUCCUCAGCCCCUUGGCCAGAAGGGGCCAGGUCCCUGCUCUGUGCCCCGAGCCCCUCUCAGCCAUGACUCGUCCUCAGGAGUCCUUCCUGCCAGCCCAGCCCCUGCUCCGCUUUGUUCAGGCUGUCUGCCAGCUCACACAGGGUGCCAGCCCCGCCGGACCCCACCUGCGGCUCCCUGUGGCUGGAGGAGAUGCCAACGGCCAGAGGGGUGGGCUUGGCCACACCCUGGACCCUGCGGAGCUGCGACAGGCGGUGCUGGCUGGUCAGGAUGGUGCAGAGAGGACCCAGCCCAGGGCCAGCAAGAGAUGCUGCUGCUCCCGCCUGCCCGGGGCCGAGGAGGGACGGGAGCGUCAAGCCAGGAAGUCGGCCUCUGCGGAGCCCAUGCAGGAAGAGAGGCCUGACCAAGACCCCUCGCUGUUGCCCCUGGCCAGGCUCUACCCUCAGGACAACCCACUCACCAGAUGCUGGAGCAGAGCCCCGGGAACAGGAGCUGCGGGCGCAGCACAGGCAGGGCUGCUGCGCCUGCGCAAGAAGGAGGAGGCCGACAAGAUGCGCUGGGGGCCUCGGGGCAGGUGUCUCGGCAGCCAGAGGAAAGAUGCCACACAGGUGGUCUUGGCAGAGAAGCUGCAACAGGCCUCGGCAACCUGGAGCAGGAGCCGCAGGAGGGGACACCCCAGGGCAAGUUCGGCUUCGGACGUUCACCUGCAGCCACUGAGGCCAGCUUGGGAAGAGGAGACACCAGGGCCGGUGGCUGGCCUGACCCCAGGGGAGGCUGGUGGAGAGCGGCAGCCUUACAUGCCAAGGACACUGCACCUGAGGAGGCUCCCUGGGGGCACCAGCACCGUCAUCGGUAGCCCAGGUUCUUUGUACGACCCAGGAUGCCUCGACCUGCACCAAGGGCCAUGGGCCAGAGGGCAGCCAGAGCCCAGUGGGGGCAGAGUGGGGCUGGAGUUUGCCGGCAGCCCCGUUAGGGAAGCCCCGGAAAUGGAAAGCCAGUGGUCAGAGGAGCAGAGGUACGGGGUCUGGGGAGCUACCUGGGCCUGUGGGGUCCUCGGGCAGGGCCUGGGCCUGGGCGUGGAGGUGGUGAAGCCGUUGCUCCCUGCACUCUCGCUAGGCUCGGCAGAGGUGUCCAGCGAGGUCUGGGCUGAGGAGAGCCUGCCAGAGCCUGGAGUGGGUGCCCAGCAGGCUACGGGGCGCUCCUUGCCUGCGGGAGGCUCCUCCGGCGAAGCCUGCCCCCCUCAGGAUGGCAGUGUCCUGCCUGAGAUCCUGUCCCCAGGGGACAAGGUGCUGUCCUAUGGAAGUGUGGCUCCAUCCUCCACACACAGGGACAGCCACCUUCCUCCUCCGCCUCCCAGCAGACAUGGGGCCACCCCCAGCACCAGCUCAGAGGACUUCCCUUCCCCACCUGAAGACAUCAUGUCUCCUGGGGGCUCGCUGGGCCCCCCAGAGGAGGGUGCCUCUGUCAACACCUUCGAGUCUUCCUUGUCUGAGGAGGAGCCUCCCGAAACAUUGUCCCUGGGGUCCCAGGAAUCCAGCCUGUGCCUGGAAGCAGGUGGACGGGGCAGAAGCCUCGGGGACCAGUUGGGUGAAUCAAGUUCUGUUGGAGGGAACCAGGCUGUGGAGGGCCAGCGGUCUGAGUCUGUCGGCUGGCUAGGCUCCCCUUGUGUAGGGAGGCAGGUGAUUCCCUGGGAAGCUCCCCAGGUGGUCAGUGCAGCCGCCAACUCGGCCCAGGGUGGCCUGUGGGGCUGGAGAGGGUCGGCCAGCACUGUCGAGGGUGGCAGCACAGGGCCAUCAGGCACCUGGCAGGGGGACCCAGCUCCUGCCCUGGACAUGGUCCCCUGCACUGAUCUACAAGGCAUGGCCGGGGCUGGGGUGGUGGACCUGGUCUCCACCGAGCUCACCAGAAGCAUCCUGGGCGACACGCGGGCUGUGUUAUGUGAGCUGGCCGCGCCAGGCAGCCCACCAACCAAAGAACUGGCAGACGCCAGCCGACAGUGGGAUCUGUGGGAGGCGGGCUAUGAAAUGACUGGCCAGAGAACUGUGUUCCCCAAGGCGCAGACAGCUGACAUCCCGGCCCACGUGACGUGCGCGGGGCCAGCGGCUCCUGCUCAGAUGUAUUGA